UCGGAGAGAGAGAACAGGCGAGAGAUAAAGAAGGAAGACUCUGUUGCACACAUCUUGCCACACUUGUGUCUGUGCGUGGAAGACCUCUUUUCUGGCUGAUCGGCUGACCUUUGCAGAGGUCCCAAGGCUGGCUAGGUGGUUGGUUGCCAGCCUGGCGGCCCACAUCUAUGUCCCACCUCAAGAAUGUGGAAGCUCGGAUUCUGCAGUGCCUCCAAAACCGAUUUGUGUCCCGCUACGUGCCUCUCCCAAACCAGGCCAAGGUCUGGACCAUCUCGCUGACACCACAAUGGGGCAAGGGUCGUACCCCUUUGGUGAUGGUGCACGGCUUUGGGGGCGGCAUCGGGCUCUGGAUUCUCAACCUGGACUCACUAAGCCACCACCGUCCCCUCCAUGCCUUUGACCUCCUGGGCUUCGGACGGAGCUCUCGUCCCCCUUUCCCCCAUGACGCCCAAGGGGCCGAGGAAGCCUUUGUGAGCUCCAUCGAGGCCUGGCGCAAGGAGAUGGGCAUCCCCAACAUGAUCUUGCUGGGUCACAGCUUGGGCGGGUUCUUGGCAGCCUCAUACAGCUUGCAGUACCCGGAGAGGGUGAAACAUCUAAUCCUGGUGGAUCCUUGGGGCUUCCCCACACGACCAUCCGAUCCAGCUCAGGUCCGUACUGCUCCAACUUGGGUUAAGGCUGUAGCUACCGUGUUGGGACGGUCCAACCCUCUGGCUGUCCUUCGAAUUGCAGGACCUUGGGGUCCUGGACUAGUCCAGCGUUUCCGUCCAGAUUUUAAGCAGAAGUUUGCCAAUUUUUUUGACGACGAUACCAUCUCUGAAUACAUCUACCACUGCAAUGCCCAGACGCCAAGUGGGGAGGCAGCGUUCAAGGCCAUGACUGAAUCCCUAGGAUGGGCCCGCCGUCCCAUGUUGCAACGCAUCCACAUGAUCCGGCGGGACCUGCCCAUCACCCUUAUCUAUGGAGCCAACUCCUGGAUUGACACCAGCACUGGGGAGAAGGUCAAGUAUCUACGGCCAGGAUGCUACGUUAAGGACAUGGCCAUCCCUGGAGCCUCCCACCACGUCUAUGCUGACCAACCCCGGGCCUUCAACGCCACGGUGGAACGAGUUUGCGACUCUGUGGACUGAACACCCGAACCAGAGUGAAAAAGUAGCUCUUAUAUCCAGCCACCUUAUCGCUCAGCUGCGGGGAGACGCAGAAGGCACCCACCACUUCCUGUGCCCCCCCGGGGAGCCAAAACUGAAAUCCCUGUGGAUCUAACUACACAUGGAUCUCUGGGGAUCUCUGCUAUCCAGCCUGCACUCCCUCCUUCCCUCCCUAUUCCCUCGAAUCAUCUUUCUACUUAAAGGUUGCAGAUCGCCUGUUUUGGGUUAAUCCAAGUCUAACCGUUCUAUUUUUUUCCUUCGGCUAAUGUUUUGAUCUUGGUUUGAUUUACACCACAUCCUCACGUUCAACACUGGUUCCUUGUGCUGUUGGUUCCAACUACAAUCCCCGCUCCCAAUUUUAUUCCUCCUCCUGAUUUUCCUUCAUCCUACCUGUGAUCACUCCUUACCUUUGUGUAUUUCAAAGGCAAACCUAUGAUUGGAUUCUGCCGGAAAGCUAUUUUGAAUCUCUAUGACUACCUUGCUAGAUGAUGCUAGAAUCCUUCUCUUGGAUCCUUGGUGCCUUUGGGGGUAAACUCUUAGUUGCAAAAUAUAUUUAUAUAGAUGGUUAUUUAGGUGGUCUUCAGAAGCACUUGGGAAAUGGAGGAUAAUAUUCUGUAAUUUUGAGGUGAUGCCCAAAAAUCAGAUAUAUUGUAGAGAGAUAAUGAGAGAGACUGAGAUCCUUUACCAUGAUGUCCACACCUCAUUUCUUUCUCAUGCAUGAUGUGGCCUUACCUAUUUCCCAGGUUAUAUCCCCCUAACCUGAAAAACAAAGCUUGAUCCCAACUUAAGAUCCAAGAAGUGUGUGUAAAUUCUCUUCGGAAUGUGCAAACUGGGUAAAACUGAAGUGGCUUUGAACUCAGAGUAUUUAGCCUUGAACCACCAAAUAUUUAUUUUUAUCUUUGAGUUUCCCCAGCUCUUCAGGACUCUUUUGUACUUGGUGAAGAACAUAUUUUGAGCCCAGCUCAUUCCCAAAAUAAUUGAGGGAACCUGACCUCCAUCUGACCCAUAACUGUGUGAGAGGGGUGUCAAAGACAUGUCAUGUCGGCGUCACAUGACAUAUUGGGACUUUUUUCCCUUUCACUAUACCAGGCAUGGACGUGGGCAUGGAUGUGGCCAGCUCGUGACACAUCUGGCCUGCGGGCUGGGAGUUUGACAGCCCUCCUCUAUGACGUUUUUCUUCUCCAUAAGAUACAUAGUUCUAUUUCCUUGGAAGUGUGAAUCACAUCCAAGCUUGAUGGGAGAUCUUUUUUCAGGACCGUGUCUGUAAUACCGUUGAAAAACAGGUGUUGUAGUGCAAAUAUGACCAGGGAGUGUAGGACACUGUUUGAAUCGCACUUGACUGACUUCCCAACAGUACCAUCUAUGGAAUUACCCUUUGUACUAAUUUUGUAUGUUUAUUAAAAUAAAACGAUUGCUUAAAAACC
Molecule: messenger RNA, 2569 nt
Organism: Notechis scutatus (mainland tiger snake)
Lineage: Eukaryota; Metazoa; Chordata; Lepidosauria; Squamata; Elapidae
Source: RefSeq, a predicted model, not a curated record